Molecule: messenger RNA, 4620 nt
Organism: Penicillium maclennaniae
Lineage: Eukaryota; Fungi; Ascomycota; Eurotiomycetes; Eurotiales; Aspergillaceae
Product: Acyl transferase/acyl hydrolase/lysophospholipase
Exons: 6
Coding region: 1-4620 (1539 amino acids)
Biological process (GO): long-chain fatty acid biosynthetic process
Cellular component (GO): fatty acid synthase complex
Molecular function (GO): 3-oxoacyl-[acyl-carrier-protein] synthase activity; fatty acid synthase activity; 3-oxoacyl-[acyl-carrier-protein] reductase (NADPH) activity
Source: RefSeq, a predicted model, not a curated record
AUGACCAAGUACACGAACUUAUUUUUGCUCGAUAGGAUUGCCACGCAAGAUGUUUUUCUCAAGGAAUAUAACGUUGAACGCUUUAUCGAAAUCGGGCCAGCAGACGUCCUCACAGGCAUGCUCAAGAAAACCGUAGCUUUAUACUUCAAAUCCCAUGAUGCCGCCCGCCACAUGAAGCGACGAUUUCUCUCGUACGCGCAGAACGCACCAGAAAUCCAAUAUCUUCUGGAAGCAGCUCCAGUGGCAGCAGCAGAAAGCAAAAAAAGCACCGGAGUAUCUGCUACGUUACCUACCACCCAAGCGGCCACGGCUGCCGCAGCGACCGUGACAGUUCACCCAACAACGGCUCCAUCUGAAGUUCAGGCGGAUAUAACCGCCUCAGCGCAGGUCACUAAUGCCGCGCCCAUCCCGGACACUCCGGUAGAUGCAAAGGAUAUCCUGGUGGCUAUUAUUGCCAGCAAGUUGCGAAAGAACUAUGGCGAAUUGGACACGCAGCAAACGAUCAAGGCUUUAGCCAACGGUCGAUCAACAAUGGAAAAUGAGAUUGUGGGAGAUCUUGAUGCCGAGUUCGGUUCGCUUCCCGAGAAACCAGAGGAAAUGCCACUCGACCAGCUGGCCGGUCUGCUGCAAUCGGCAGCGGCAUUCUCUGGGCGGCUACACAAAGUCUCCACGGGCCUGGUGUCUAAGGUUUUUGCACAGAAGCUUCCUGCUGGCUUUUCCAGUGCGGAUGUUCGUGAUUAUUUACAAUCUCGAUGGGGUCUGAGCUCAGGUCGUCAGGAUCCAAUCUUCUUGCGAGCAAGCACGUCACAGACUUCAUCCAGAUUGGUCGACUCGAAAGAGGCACAAUCAUUUUUCGAUGAUAUUGUGCGCCAAUAUGGGACUGAUCACGGACUGGAUUUCUCGGCGUCUGCUCAAACCGCGACGGCCAAUGUUAUAGUCUCAGCCCCAGUGGACAGUGCAGCCCUCGGAGCCGUGGUGAAGGGCCAAGACAAACUCAAGAAGUCACUGAUGGAACUGUAUGCACGGCUGCUAGGGAAAGACCUGAGACAUGAUGCCCAAGAAGCAUUGAAGGCACAACUGGCAACAGCAGAGCUGCAAAGCCAAUUGGACGGCAUCGCGGCCGAGGUGGGAGAUUUCUUCCUCUCCGGUAUUCGUCCUCUUUGGGCCGCCCCAAAGCUCCGUAUUUUCCACUCGAGCUGGAACUGGGUCUUGCAAGACACCCUGGACAUCUUUCAUCGGAUCCUGCGUGGUGAAUUCUCCGAUGCCGAGUUCGCCAAAUAUAGUAACGCCAUCGCCAACCGAUCCAGCCCACGUCUAGUGCGCAUGAUGACCUACCUGGCCGGCAGUCACUCCAUGCUCUGGGGUUCACGCUCUUCUGAGGCCAAGGCCAUUGUGCAUCGCCUGUUGGAACGGUGUGAGACGACUCAUAUCCCUCGAUUUGAGCCAUUGGCCGCCAAUCACGAUGCGUUCAUCAAGGGUCCCAGUACCGAUGUGGAUGAAAAGGGCAACAUCAAGUACAGCGAAGUCCCUCGUGGCGAGGCCCCAAUAUUUGCACCGAUCACAAUUGCGACUCGUGGCCAGUCAUCUUGGCGGACCAACCAGUCAUUAACCACACUAUACCGCGACGAAGUCCAAUCGUCUUGGAGCGAAGGGGUAACCUUUGUUAACAAGUACGUCUUGAUGACAGGAGUGAGUAUGGGGUCAAUUAAUGCCGAGGUUCUGAAAGGGCUUUUGAGUGGCGGUGCCAAAGUGGUCGUCACUACCAGUAGCUAUUCAUCGUCCACCACCCGCUUCUACCAGAACCUCUAUGUCGAGUAUGGUGCCAAAGGCUCUGAGCUUAUUAUUGCUCCCUUCAAUCAGGGCAGUCAACAAGACCUUGACGGCCUUGUAGAGCACAUUUUCUCAGAUGCAGGACUAGGGUGGGAUCUGGACCAUGUCAUUCCUUUCGCCGCCAUCUCAGAGUCUGGACGAGAGAUCGACAACAUCGAUUCACGCUCCGAACUCGCCCAUCGGAUUAUGCUCACCAACACACUACGUCUGCUGGGUGCUAUCAAGAAACAAAAGCAAGCCCGCGGGUAUCGCACGCGACCCACCCAAGUCAUUUUACCAUUGUCCCCCAAUCACGGUGCAUUCGGCAAUGAUGGCUUGUAUGGCGAGUCCAAGCUUGCGCUCGAGUCGCUAUUCGAGAAGUGGCACUCGGAGAGCUGGUCCACUUAUCUGUCCAUCUGUGGCGCGGUGAUCGGAUGGACUCGCGGCACAGGGCUCAUGGCGGAUAACAACAUCGUUGCCGCGGGCAUCGAACGCCACGGCGUGCAAACCUUCUCGACAGCGGAGAUGGCAGCCUACAUUCUGGUGCUGUUGACCCGCAAGCUGGCGAGUCAAUGCAACAUUCAGCCACUCCUGACUCGAGAAAAGGAGGCCGAAGAAAAGCUUGCCGUUCUCGGUUCCCAGGUCAAAGAGGAGAAGACAGCUCGGCCCUGUCUUGCAAACAUUCCAUUCACAUUCCCGAAGCUACCUGACGAGACGGCUGAAGUUCAACUCUUACGGGAAAGUCUGCUUAAUAUGGCGAAUCUCGAUCGAGUCGUGGUAGUGACUGGCUUCUCCGAGGUAGGGCCUUUCGGCAACUCUCGCACCAGGUGGCAGAUGGAGGCUACCGGACGCUUCUCGCUAGAAGGCUGCGUUGAAAUGGCUUGGAUGAUGGGCCUGAUCACGCACUAUAACGGCCAAUUAGACGGCAAAGACUACACCGGGUGGGUCGACGCGAAGACUCAAAAGGCUGUCCAGGAUCUUGACAUCAAGGCUCGCUAUGAAGAGCAUAUCCUAGCCCAUACAGGAAUCAGACUGGUGGAACCAGACACAGAUUCGUAUGAGAAAGGGAAAAGACAAGUAUUGCAAGAGAUUGUCCUCGAAGAAGACCUACCACCUUUCGAGGUCUCCCUUGAAGUGGCGCAACAGCUUCUUAAUGAGCACGGCGAGAAAUAUGUUGAUUUCCUGCCGCAGGGAGAGCGGUGCGCUGUCAAUUUGAAGAAAGGGGCCGUACUGAUGAUCCCCAAAGCCUUACAAUAUGACCAUGCCGUGGGAAGUCAAGUCCCGACUGGCUGGGAUGCACGCACUUAUGGCAUCCCGGACGACAUUGUCACCCAAGUUGACCGUGGAACUCUCUUCACCUUGGUGAGCACAAUCGAAGCGUUAAUCGCGUCGGGAAUCACCGAGCCUUAUGAGCUAUACCAAUAUAUCCAUGUCUCGGAAUUUGGCAACUGUAUUGGCUCUGGCAUAGGAGGUAUGCAGUCUCUGAAGAAAAUGUUCCGGGGACGAUAUCUGGACAAAGAUGUGCAGAAAGAGUAUACUGCAGGAGACAUUCAUCAACACCACUGCGGCCUGGGUCAACAUGCUGCUGAUCUCUUCAUCCGGACCCAUUCGGACUGCGUCGGAGGCUAUGAUGAUCUCGACCGACCUGUGGCGGAAGAAUUUGCAAAUAUGAAAGCAAUUACGGAUGCGGCUGCUGAGGCAAAGAAGGGCAGACUUCCCCAAGAGAUGUCGCGACCCUCGGCGGAGAGCCGGAGCGGGUUCGUUGAGUCACAGGGAAGCGGCGUCGAAGUGAUUACAUCUGCGCGACUGGCGCUGGAUCUUGGCUUGCCUAUCCAGGGCGUCAUUGCUUGGGUGGGCACCGCCAGUGAUAAGGCCGGGCGUUCGGUGCCCGCUCCAGGACAGGGCAUUUUGACCAAUGCCCGUGAACAGGCCAAAAGUCGGUACCCAUCGCCAUUGCUAGAUGUGAAAUAUCGCAAGCGUCGCCUAGAGGCACGAUUUUCUCAGAUUCAGGAGUCUAUCGACUUGGAAGUCCAGAGUAUGAAAGACCAGCUGGCCGGCGAGGAUGGCACGAUUCCCGAGAUUCACCGGGAGGAAUACGAGCACCAUCUUCAAUUCGUCAAGCAAGAUGCCGAGCGCCAGCGCAAGGAAGCCUUGGAUACGUUCGGAAAUGAUUUUUGGAAGAACCAGACUUCCAUCUCGCCCAUUCGAGGUGCUCUGGCGGUCUUUGGUCUCGGCAUAGAUGAUCUAGACUUCGUCACCCUUCACGGUACUAGCACAGUGAUGAACGACAAAAACGAGGCUUCCGUUCUGGAAGCCCAAAUGAAACACCUCGGUCGCACAUCGGGCAAUCCGCUCUUCGCCAUCUCACAGAAAUAUCUUACAGGACACCCCAAGGUGCUCGACAGCGGCCUCAUCCCCGGCAACCGCAAUCUCGACAGCGUGGACGGCAAUUUAGAGAAAAACGAGUAUAUCGUUUAUCCCAAUCGAAGCAUCCAGACCUGCGGCCUCAAGGCUUUCUCUCUCACCUCGUUUGGCUUCGGACAGAAAGGCGCCCAGGCAAUCGUGGUUCAUCCACGGUACUUGUAUGCCAUGGUGGAGCAGGCUGAAUUCGAAGAGUACCGGAAGAAACGCCAGACGCGCUAUCGCAAAGCAUUCCGCUUCUUCCACCAUGGAUUGGUGACAAACACCAUGUUUGUACCGAAGACCAAAGCACCUUAUCUGCCAGCGCAGCAAAAUGCGGUGCUUUUGGAUCCUACUGCCAGGGCGACAGCAAGUUUAGGGUCGACUGUGCAGUAUUCUUUUAAAUUGUAA